UUCUCUGAGUCCCUCCUCCCAGAAUCAGGGGAUUCUAAGCUGAAGAAGAGUCUUCCUCCUUCAAUAGUAACAUGCCAGCAGUCCUCCCGGCCAAUGAUUCUUUUGCAGCAGGCAGGACUUCCUCCUCAUCCUCGUCCUGAGAAGCCUUCAUCUCCUCCUAUGUCAGUGGCCACAAGGCCAAGAGCCAACUCACCACUGUCCCCACAGAAACCGUUUGGACUGGGGCCUUCCUUGCAGCACUCGCAAGAAGAGGAGCUUGCAAAGGAUCCUGUGCUGGAGGAACUAUGUAAGCCCCUGUGUUGUAAACUUUGCAAUGUCACUCUGAAUUCAGCACAGCAAGCCCAGGCGCAUUACCAGGGUAAAAACCAUAGUAAGAAACUUCGGAAUUACUAUGCUGCAAAUAGUUGCCCAGCUCCCGCCAGAAUGAGCAAUUCAGUGGAGCCUGCCGUGCCUCAGAUUGUCUCCCAUUCAGCUCAGAUGGGCGCCUCUAAACCAGGCGGUCGAGUGAUCAUGGCCACAGAGAAUGAUUACUGCAAGCUUUGUGAUGCCUCAUUUAGUUCCCCGGCUGUGGCCCAGGCUCACUACCAAGGAAAGAAUCACGCCAAGAGGCUACGCCUGGCAGAAGCACAGAACAACUCAUUCUCGGAUACAUCAGAACUGGGCAAACGGAGGGCACGGAAAGAAGGGAACGACUAUAAGAUGAUGCAGAAUAGAAGAAAUGUGUAUGCGGUUCAGAACAGUACAGGUCCCUACUUCAAUCCACGCUCCCGCCAGCGAAUUCCUCGUGAUCUCGCCAUGUGUGUCACCCCAAGUGGCCAGUACUACUGUUCCAUGUGCAAUGCCGGGGCUAGCGAAGAGAUGGAGUUCCGACAACAUUUAGAAAGCAAACAGCACAAAAGCAAGGUGUCUGAACAGCGGUAUAGGAAUGAGAUGGAGAAUCUUGGCUAUGUACAAUGACACGCUAUCCCUUGGUAGUAGUUUGCAGAUAGAGCAGCUUGUCUCGCCUGCUGUUUGCCACAUGCCCUGCUUUGUGCUCCAUUUGAUAGGAGUAUGCUCUCUAGCUAUACAUGUAACACCUGCAAACUUAAUGGUAUGGUUAGGGUUUUUUUAUAUCGCUGUUGGCAGGAAUAUGCUCUGCAGGAUGUGAAGUGGUUUUAAUGUUUGUUUGCUUGUUAUCUAAAGCUCUUCAUUGCAUUUUGGGGGAGCCCUGUCCUCCCCCAUGCCCUAUUGCAUGAAUGUGCAAGGCCCAAGAAGCACUGGGACCACCAUGGUUCUGCCACGCAGGCAGGGUAUGUGGAGACACAACACCCCUUUUGGUGUGUCCUGGAGCUGUGCUCCACAGCAUCACUCCGCAGCAGGGGGACUUUAUGGGCAGGCUAGAGAAGAGGAGGUAACAGAGCCAGCGGACGUGUGAAUGGCAUUGCUGGCCACACAUCCCUGCUAGCAGAAGUGUAAGAGGGUAUAGCCUCAAAUACAACUUACAGCAGGUGCCUCCUGCAUUCCUCUUGGUAUGGCACAGAGGCUGUGCACAUACCCUAAGGAGGAUCCUAUCUCCCUCACCCUCAUGUAGGCCACCCCCCAGUGUUUGGAGUGGCUGG
This is a messenger RNA of Trachemys scripta elegans, 1598 nucleotides long. RefSeq names its product zinc finger matrin-type 3 (gene ZMAT3). Gene Ontology annotation, molecular function: nucleic acid binding; zinc ion binding. The transcript has 6 exons. The coding region runs from base 94 to 957 and encodes 287 amino acids. The record is from RefSeq and is a predicted model, not a curated record. Lineage: Eukaryota; Metazoa; Chordata; Testudines; Emydidae.